This is a messenger RNA of Nerophis ophidion (straightnose pipefish), 1606 nucleotides long. It is a transcript of the gene rhbdd2, whose product is annotated as rhomboid domain containing 2. The coding region runs from base 243 to 1181 and encodes 312 amino acids. Lineage: Eukaryota; Metazoa; Chordata; Actinopteri; Syngnathiformes; Syngnathidae. The record is from RefSeq and is a predicted model, not a curated record. Gene Ontology annotation, molecular function: serine-type endopeptidase activity. Gene Ontology annotation, cellular component: membrane. The transcript has a single exon.
GAAAUGUAUGUCCGGAAAUGUUACCGGAACUGCGGAAGUAGGACGAGAGCCGAAUCAUCAAGCACGGGCCGUGUAAGUGUAGACAUAAAAGUGUUUUUGUUGAACAAUGUCGUGAACAUAGCUUAUAGUCUGUCCGUGUAUUAGCUGGCGACGAGAACAAGAAACUAUAUGUUGUAUACAGCCUUGGAUAGCUUCUCAACGGAAGUGCGGCCAUAAUUUGAUUAAAACUGUUGGAUGUUGAAAUGAUGACAGCAACGAGCUAUUUAAAGACGAUGCAGCAAAUAUUCCGAGAGUUGGUUCCGGUGUUGACGAGUGGGAAUUUCGUCAUCAUCCUCACGUCGUGUGCGGUGUUCGGCAGCGUGGACUACUUCCGCUUGGCUCCAGGGAGCCUGAGUGUUGGCUCCAGUGUUGUCCUGCAGGGCCAAGUUCACAGAGUCCUCACUCACCCCUUCUACCACAGGAGCCUGGACCAGCUGCUCCUCAGCAUCUGCACCAUGCUGUUUCUGGGUGCCGGUCUGGAGAACGGCGUGGGGACUGUCCGCUUCCUGUUGGCGUGCGUCCUGAUGUCCGCCGUCACUGGUUUGCUGUACGCCUUCCUGGAUGUGCUGCGGGACAGCCAGGCGCCCACGGAGGGCUUGGUGCCCACGGCCCUGGCCUGCAUGGCCCUCACCACCGCCCGCACUAAAACGACCAAAGGGUUCCUUUGUGGGGUCAGCGUCCCCGCCGUGGUCCUCCCGUGGGUGUUGGUCCUCAUCACCGGCGUCCUCGUCCCUCACACCGUGCCACCGUGCAGCAUCGUGGCUGCCCUGGUGGGAUGGACCCACGGCAGGGGAUGGUUCUCCCUGGUGGACAUCUCCGAGUCAGGGGCGGCUCUCGUGGAGAAGAGCGCACCUUUCCGCCUGUUGAGGGGCGUGGGCGUGGUCUUGUUUGUGCCGGCCUCCGCUGAGGAGAGGAGGAGGACCCUGCUGCCGCAGAUAAACCCGCCGCCGGGCUCCUACCCGGUGCAGGCCUACGCACCUGUGUCAAGUGCCACUGUGGCUGCUGGGAGCACGGGCACCAUGCAUGAGGGGUGGAGGAACUCCCCCGGUUCUGGGGUCGGUCCAGGACAUCUCCCAGCAGGCGAGGGACACGUUUUACAGGAAAGCUGCGAACACAGCAAUCACGCUCAUCUUCAGUGGUAGUCCCUUUUUUUUUUUUUUUUCCUCUGUUCAGUUUUUUGUGCACUAUUGACAUGAUUGGACCAUCUUCACCCUGUGACUGGGAUCAAAAUGUCCCAUGGGCAAUCCAUCCAUUUCCUUCGGCUUAUCCGAGGUGGGGUUGCGGGGGCAGCAGCCUAAGCAGAGAAGCAAAUACUUCCCUCUACCCAGCUCCUCAAGGGGGAUCCCAAAGUGUUCCCAGGCCAGCCGGGAGACAUAGUCUUCCUCAGUAAAUUCACCAAAACGUCACCGUGGAGUUAUUGAGUCUGUUUAGCUGAUUGGAGAGCUAUCUUGUGCAGCUAGUGGAUCCAUGACCAUGACUUCCGUUUUGUUUGAUCAUCGGUUUCACUGCCGUAUUACAGACACCGUUUGGGAAGAAUUAAGGUAUGUAAAUAAACAUUUACAGAAUA